Falco peregrinus (peregrine falcon) is the source of this 1895-nucleotide messenger RNA. It is a transcript of the gene SRPRB, whose product is annotated as SRP receptor subunit beta. The record is from RefSeq and is a predicted model, not a curated record. Gene Ontology annotation, cellular component: signal recognition particle receptor complex. Gene Ontology annotation, biological process: protein targeting to ER. The coding region runs from base 46 to 822 and encodes 258 amino acids. The transcript has 7 exons. Lineage: Eukaryota; Metazoa; Chordata; Aves; Falconiformes; Falconidae.
CGGAAGCGGAAGUGCGGGGAACGGCGACGUGUGCGGCGGGCCGGCAUGGCGGGCAGGCUGGAGCCGCACCUGGAGGCGCUGCAGCGGGAGCUGCGGGUGUCUGACCCCGCCGUGCUCUCCGUCCUCCUGGCGCUGCUCGUCGUCGCCAUCACGCUUCUGAUCUGGAGGUUCGUGCAGGGCAGGAGGAGCGGCCGGAGGGCGGUGCUGCUGCUGGGCCUCUGCGACGCGGGGAAGACGCUGCUGUUCGCGCGGCUGUUGACAGGCAAAUACCGUGAUACCCAGACUUCAAUAACCGACAGCUCUGCAGUUUAUAGAGUCAGCAACGACAAGAGUGCUAACGUGACCUUAAUCGACCUUCCAGGCCACGAGAGUUUGCGGCUCCAGUUCUUGGAGAGGUUCAAGGCCGCAGCCAGAGCCAUUGUGUUUGUGGUGGACAGUGUGGCCUUCCAGCGGGAGGUGAAGGAUGUGGCAGAGUUCCUGUACCAGGUCCUGGUCGACAACACUGUGCUCAAAAAUGCGCCUGCGCUGCUGAUCGCUUGCAAUAAGCAAGAUGUCACAAUGGCAAAAUCAGCAAAACUUAUUCAACAGCAGCUGGAGAAAGAGCUCAAUACCUUACGAGUGACCCGCUCCGCAGCCCCUACCAGUCUGGAUGGCUCAGCCACUGGGGGCCCUGCCCAGCUGGGGAAGAAGGGCAAGGACUUCGACUUCUCCCAGCUGCCCAUGAAGGUGGAAUUUGUGGAGUGCAGUGCUCGGGGCAGCAAGGGAGAGGAUGGAGAUGCUGACUUCGAGGGCCUUGAGAAAUGGCUGGCCAAGGUCGCCUGAACGGAGAAGGGCAGGGCUGGAGGGAGAGACUUGGGGACUGAAAGGAAAAAGAUGGUCUGAAGCACUCAAAUCUCAUCUUGCUGUAGAAAGAAGAAACUUAAGCUGGAAAUCAGCAUUGUGGUACCUUCCUCUGCUGCUUGUGGGCUUGGGAGCAACAUGACACGAUUGCUGGUGUGAUUUCCUCUGGCUGUUCACACUGCAACACUUUUUUUCCUCUCACCUGUUCCUUUGUCUUCCUCUGGGAUGCUGACCCUCUGGGCUUGUGUUUUUCCUUAAUCUUUAGGCUUUUCAUUUGGUAGAUGCCAAGCAAAUUAGGAAGGAGUGCACUGCCAGGUGAGUUUUAGAGAUUGGCGUCUGCAUGUUGUCUUCUGCCUUGGUUUAGCACUGUAAGCCUGUUGCCUCUUGGAGGUACUGGUCACCUCCUGAUUCGCACUUCUUUCUCCAGCCUCUCGCUGCUUGGGAGCACACCUCUGCAAAGUGCACGGACUCUCUCUGUUGGGCAGUCAUUGAGAGUAUAAAAAACCUUCGUGUCUCCUACUUUCCUGUUCUUCCAGUCUGGCACAGUCCCAUUUUUGUGUUAGUGGAGUGGUGUAUUAAAUGCCAAAAUCAGGCUGGCUGUUCUGCCUUUGUCACUCCAGCUGCGGCACCUGUGUCUUUGGGUGAUUUCCACUGUUGGACAGUUCUUGGGAGUCUUUCUUUAACUGAGGGUUAUGUCCUGAAAGCUUGUUUCAUUCUGCUUCUCCUUCCCAUACUUCAGGCUCUUCUGCAGACAUGUAUACACUUGCCAAGUGGCAGAGCUGUAGUAGGGUCUUAGCUUGAAACUAUGAGUUGGUUAUGUUUUUAGAUUCAUACCUAUAUUACACGUGAGAUCUGGCACGACUGGCUUUCACUGUGCAGUCCCCUGCCUGUCUCCUGCUCCAGUGACUGCAGCAAGAUCUUUUUCUGUGUGCAGUUGGUCAGCUGUUGUGGCAGAGUGAGAGGGAAAGCCAAGGAGUGCUAGCACAUUUGUGUGAUUCCUCCUCCUGAGGAAGAUGCUCAAUGAAGAGGGGGAAUAAAGGUGAUAUUUCCCAGUU